Molecule: messenger RNA, 3532 nt
Organism: Daktulosphaira vitifoliae (grape phylloxera)
Lineage: Eukaryota; Metazoa; Arthropoda; Insecta; Hemiptera; Phylloxeridae
Product: oxysterol-binding protein-related protein 6-like
Exons: 19
Coding region: 338-3049 (903 amino acids)
Cellular component (GO): plasma membrane; cytosol; intracellular membrane-bounded organelle
Molecular function (GO): cholesterol binding
Source: RefSeq, a predicted model, not a curated record
AAAAUUGGCCUUUCGCCGCUCACUUACAUGUCAGCUUUUUGAAGCCCAUCACGUUAAUAAUAAAAACUGAAGAGUGGACCUACCUAAGCGUAAUCUGUGAUAUCUGAUUGUAAACAAUUAAUAAUUAUAAACAAUUCUCCUACGUAAAAUAUCUUUUAUAAUUUAAAUAAUUUGUACGGUACAAUCAGUUUUUAUUUUAUGUUAAAUUAUACCUUGUGAACAGAAGUAUGGGUAAUGAUAAUGUAAUUAUAAUAUACAAUAUACAAUACAACCUAUUUUAAUGAUAAUCAGAAAUCACUAACCUUGACUACAAUUCUCUUAAUAAUUGUAAAGUAGUAUGGCCAGUGGUUCAAACUCAAUAACUAUUCCUCCUUGUAGUGAAAUGGAUAGGAAAAAAUCUCCUCAAUUGAGUUUUAAAAGAAGAACAACCGUUGCAAAUUCAGAUUCGGAUGUGAGUGUAGAUAGUAAUACACCAUCAGUAGAAUCAAAGGAAGAUGGAAUAAUUUACCAAAAACGAAAGCUUGAAAGAGAACCUGGACUAAAAAAAGUAUUACGCCGAGGUACAGAAUGGGAAAUUGUGGAAGGUUUAAAAGAUGGUCAGAGGUAUGAAAAAAAACCAGAAAUUUGCAGAGGAUAUUUAUAUAAAAAACGUAAAUGGCCAUUGAAAGGAUGGCACAAGCGCUAUUUUGUGCUGGACAAAGGGAUUUUAAAGUAUGGUAAAAGUCCUUUAGAUAUGUCUAAAGGUAAAAUUCAUGGCCAAGUUGAUAUUGGUUUGUCUGUUAUUUCUACUAAGUAUCAACGCAAACGACUUGAUAUUGACGCAGAAGAAUUUAUAUAUCAUUUAAAAGCUAAAACUUAUGAAGCAUUUUCUGAUUGGGUAAAAGAAAUAAAACACCAUCGAUUAUACAGACAACACAUACUAACAUAUGGAUUUAGCAAACAACCUCCUACUCAACAACCUACUGCAGUAAAUGCUUGUUCAUCUACUACUCAACUAAAUGGAUGGUGUUCAAAUUUAGUAGACUCUGCCACUUCAGAAUUAAAGCAUGUUGAACAAAAUAUGAAAUCUUUGAAUCGAAUUCUUGAUCAAUUGGAAUCUGUUGAAAAUGAUGUUAGUGGUAUUGAUGGUGUGACAACUACUAAAAAAAGUACCAGAUUUCGACUUCGCAAAAAAAAGAGUGGAGGUGGUAGUUGGGGUGGUACUAUAGCAGGAUGGGGCUUAGAUAUGAAUCAAUCUAGUCAACCAUCAAGCAAAACCCCAAUUGACCUGAUAGAUUCAUCAGUCACUCAAUCUGGAAUUCCUUCACACAAUUUAUCAAACAGUAAUCCUUCACUUAUAAUUAAUUCAUCGCCUAGUGAUCUUCAGCUUUAUGCUGAUUUUGUAAUCUUAGCAAAAGAUAUACAAAAUAGUUUCAAAUCUAUUAUGGGUACUAUAACUGAAGAGCGUAAUCACUUGUUGAUUGGCGACUUACGUGAUGAUAAUUUGACAAACUACAGAUCAGCAUUAAACAGAGCCAUUAAACAAAAUAGUGAAUUACGGGCUAAAUUGAAUAGUAUACAUACUGCAUCAGAUAUAUCAACUUUCUCUGAUCCUGUAUUAAGUUCAUCUUUAUCAUAUAGUUCUGGUGUUAGUGGUUCGGAAGUUUUUUUUGAUGCUGAAGAAUAUAUAGGGGGUAAAAUCACAAGAUGUGAGGAAGAUUUAUCCAAUAAGUUGCCAUCAAACGAUGUUGUUGCCCAAACUUCAGAUACAUCUUCAGAAGCAGGAUCAUUAUCUUCAGAAGAUGGUUCAAUAUCUUCUGAAAAUAGUGAUGGGGCAACAUCUGAGUAUAAUAAUCAACAAGGAAUCCUAGAUUGUGAAGGUGUUAUUAGGAAUAUGACAGGACGAAGAACUAAACUUCCAUGUCCAAAACCCGAUACUGAAGGACUAUCUUUAUGGAAUCUCCUUUGCAAAAAUAUUGGUAAAGAUUUAUCUCAAGUUUCCAUGCCAGUUGCCUUAAACGAGCCACUCAACAUGUUACAACGUAUGUGUGAAGAACUAGAAUACAGUGAACUUUUAGAUAAAGCUUCUGAACAAAGUGAUGUCUAUGAACGUAUGGUUUAUGUUGCUGCUUUUGCAGUGUCGAGCUACGGUUCAAGCUACUAUAGAGCUGGUUCAAAACCUUUUAAUCCACUUUUAGGAGAAACAUAUGAGUGUAUAAGAGAUGACAAAGGCUUCAAAUUUGUCGCAGAACAAGUGAGCCAUCAUCCGCCUAUUAGUGUAUGUCAUGCUGAAUCAAAAAAUUUCAUAUUUUGGCAAGAUGUCAGAAUCAAAACAAAGUUUUGGGGAAAAUCAAUGGAAUUUCAACCAACAGGGUAUGUCAACGUGCAAUUGAUAUGUAAUGACAGCAGUGAUCAUUAUAGAUGGAAUAAAGUAACAACUUGUGUACAUAAUUUAUUUGGUGGUCAGCGAUCUGUUGAUCAAUAUGGAGAGUUAAAAAUUAUCAAUUUGGAUAAGAAUAUAUCGUGUAAAUUAACUUUUGUAAAGGCAAGCUAUUUCUCAGCAAAACGCCACGAAAUACAUGGUGUCAUAGUAGAUGACAAUGAGGGUAAAGUUGUCCGUAAGUUAUUUGGCAAGUGGAAUGAAGCCCUAUAUUGUGGAGUUGCUCCUUCGGCUAAAUGUAUUUGGCGACCAGGUACAAUGCCAGAAGAUUAUGAACUGUAUUAUGGAUUUACAAGAUUUGCAAUGGAGUUAAAUGAAUUAGAUUCAGAAUUAGCUAAAUAUUUACCUAAAACAGAUACCAGAUUUCGACCUGAUCAGAGAUUGUUAGAAGAAGGUGAUUUAAAUCGUGCAGAAUCCAUGAAGCUUAAUUUAGAGCAAAUGCAACGUGAACGAAGAAAACGAAAAGAGGAAUCAGGAGAACAGUAUAAUCCUAAAUGGUUUAGAAGAACUAUUAAAAAUGGUGUUGAAACAUGGGAAUACAAUCAUCAAUACUGGGAAAUACGUAGAAAUCCCAGUUUUGCAAAUUAUUUAGUGGAAAAACUGUGGGAUGUUAAAGUUAUAUUUUAUUAAGCAAAUAAAUUAAUGAACAAACAAUAAGAAUCAAAUGGUUUGAAAUAAAACCAAUCAGUUAAUCUAGUCAAUAUUUUGUCUAUAUCUUUAUUCUUUAUAAAUUAUAAUUCUUUCAGUUAUAAGACAUAUUUUUUUUGUUUGAUCAUUUUGAAAGUAAUUUUGUUAAAACUUUUGAGUUGUCUAAAUUUUCAAAAAUAAAAGUAUAUUAUUCAUUGUAUUAAAAAAUUCAAAUCAAGCAAGGACUAUAAACAAAAUUCAUUAAAAACAUGCAUACAUUUCUUAUAAACUAUUAUAGAAAAAAAUAAUCAGUGAUUAAAAAUUAAUAUUGAUCUUCUUUUUUUUCAAAUAAAGUAUAACCAUUUGUAAUGAAUUUUUAUACAAUAAUACUUAGUGAAAAAUACUCAUUCAUGUUGAUACUUUUUUUGUUUCUUGUAUUUAAUUACUUAUUCACCAUUGAAUGGCUUGAAAUUAUCAAACUAUCCU